GUGUGUGUGUGUGUUUUCUUGUAGUCAGUUGUUCAGGCUUAUUAGGAAAAGAGGGAGUUGUCCAGCAGCAGAGGGGAGUUUUGCUGAAUGUUGGAGGAUGCAGCUCUCUGGGCUCUAACAGAAGUUGCCGAGGAUCGAACUUCUCCACUGACUCCAGGUUGUUUAAUCGGGGAGGAUGGAGACGAGUCCCAUCCCGGUGGUGACGGUCCAAACCGCCCCCUUUGAGGACCAGCGGCCCGGUACCAACGGGCUGCGAAGGAAGACUGCGGUGUUCGAGGGGAAGAAGAAUUACUUGCAGAACUACAUCCAGAGCGUUCUGUCCUCCAUCGACCUGCGGGACAGACAGGGCUGCACUAUGGUGGUGGGCAGCGAUGGACGCUACUUCAGCCGCGCUGCCACUGAAGUGAUCGUGCAGAUGGCAGCUGCUAAUGGGAUUGGUCGUCUGGUGAUUGGCCACAAUGGCCUCCUGUCCACCCCUGCUGUUUCCUGCAUCAUCAGAAAGAUCAAGGCCAUUGGUGGGAUCAUCCUCACAGCCAGUCACAACCCUGGAGGUCCUGGUGGAGACUUUGGAAUCAAGUUCAAUGUAGCAAAUGGAGGCCCAUCAUCAGACACAGGGAUGGAAAGGAUCCACCAGGUGAGCCGAACGCUAGAGGAGUACGCCAUCUGCCCUGAUCUUCGCAUUGACCUGUCAAGGCUGGGGCGACAAGAGUUUGAUCUGGAGAACAAGUUCAAACCAUUCAGAGUGGAGAUUAUUGACUCAGUUGAGGUGUAUCUACAAAUGCUUCGAAACAUCUUUGACUUCGGUGCCAUCAAAAGUCUGCUCACAGGACCAGAGCAGCUUAAGAUCCACAUAGACGCCAUGAGCGGAGUGAUGGGACCUUACGUACGUCGGAUCCUGUGUGAUGAGCUGGGAGCUCCAGCUAACUCUGCUGCAAACUGCGUCCCUCUGGAGGACUUUGGGGGCCGACCUCCGGAGCCCAACCUGACCUACGCCACUACUCUGGUUGAUGCCAUGAAAGGAGGAGACUUUGGCUUUGGAGCUGCAUUUGAUGCAGAUGGGGACCGCUACAUGAUCCUCGGGGACAACGGCUUCUUUGUGAACCCGUCAGACUCAGUGGCCAUCAUGGCUGCCAACCUCUCAACCAUCCCCUACUUCCGACAGAUGGGAGUGAGGGGCUUUGCCAGGAGUAUGGCCACAAGCACCGCACUGGACAGGGUAGCUAAAGCCAUGAAACUGGCGCUGUACGAGACUCCCACAGGCUGGAGGUACUUUGGGAACCUGAUGGAUUCUGGGCGUUGUUCCCUCUGUGGGGAGGAGAGCUUUGGAACAGGUUCGGACCACAUCCGUGAGAAAGAUGGUCUGUGGUCAGUCUUGAUGUGGUUGUCCAUCAUGGCCGCCAGGAAACAGGGAGUGCAGCAGAUCGUCAGAGAACACUGGGCCAAGCUUGGAAGAAACUAUUUCUGCAGAUUUGAUUACGAAGGCCUGGACCCACGUGCAGCCUUUUACCUGAUGAGGGAUCUGGAGGGAGUGAUUACAGACAAAGCAUUCACCGCUCAGAAGUUCGCUGUAGGAGACCACUUAUACAACGUGGAGAGGGCUGACAACUUUGAGUAUAUCGACCCUGUGGAUGGAUCAGUAACUCGAAACCAGGGUCUGAGGAUCGUCUUCAAUGAUGCGUCCCGCCUGGUGUUUCGUUUGAGCGGGAGUGGUGGGGGCAUGGGAGCCACCAUCCGCAUUUAUGCUGAGAGCUUUGAGAGAGAUCCUGAGAGACACAACAGAGAGACACAGGUGGUGCUGGGUCCUCUCAUUGCCAUCGCCCUGAAGAUCUCAAACAUCCACGAGAGGACGGGACGCCGCGGCCCCAAUGUCAUCACAUGAGCCGCUGGGAAAAACACACCUGCAAUCACACACAUGCAUCUACCUGCUCACACUCACAAACACCCACACACACACACACACAUACACACACACACACACACACACACACACACACACACACACACACACACAAACACACACACACAUUUCAAAAUACUCUGUCCUGUGUUCAUUUGCCAUUUUCCUGUCCCUGCUUUUUCAUCCUAAUGACUAAACAGACGGUGCUUAAUGUUGGAGUUUCUGUUGCACACUUUUCAAGCAAGUGUUUUAUGACCUCUAUCAUCAGUAAGCCAUCAAAUAAAAUGUAUGAAAAGAUAUUCAAAGUCCAAACUAGGGAGGCUAAUUAAUUAUUUUUAUGUAUGAAGAACGUAACAAAUAUCUACAGAGCAACAUAUGAUAUUCAAGGAGCAGAAUAACUCUUGAUGUUUGUGGAUUAUUUACUAAGAGCCUGUAAUUGUUCACCAUAUUGCUUUUACCUGUCCUGUCAUUUAUAUUUCAUAAUUUUGUUUUUUUAAGCAUUUUCAUGAAGAAAUAUUGAAACGUGUAAAAUAAAACAGGCUUUGCAUCACAACUAAUUGACUGAUGUUUGAUAUAAGUGUAUUGUUCAUGUAUAUUCAUCGCAGGAAGUGGACUGACCGAUGUUUACUACCCAAGUAAAAAAGAAGACGUGAAGAUAAAACAAAUGCAAAGAAAAAAUAUCUUUAA
Molecule: messenger RNA, 2584 nt
Organism: Notolabrus celidotus (New Zealand spotty)
Lineage: Eukaryota; Metazoa; Chordata; Actinopteri; Labriformes; Labridae
Gene: pgm5
Product: phosphoglucomutase 5
Exons: 12
Coding region: 176-1879 (567 amino acids)
Biological process (GO): myofibril assembly; carbohydrate metabolic process; striated muscle tissue development
Cellular component (GO): sarcolemma; adherens junction; cytosol
Molecular function (GO): phosphoglucomutase activity; magnesium ion binding
Source: RefSeq, a predicted model, not a curated record